GUCCCCAAUGACUGCAGGCCAGAACCAAAACUUGGCGGCACUCAACCCAACGACAGUCUACCAUGAAGUAAUGCAAGCCACUAGCCAAAUGGCAUUGAACGCUUCGGGGUACUUGGGAAAUCAAGGCGCAGCAGCUCCGCAAGAGCUGAUGCAACAGUUUCCUUAUGACAACAACCCCGAGUUACUGAACCUGCCCAGUCCUAUGGAAGCUAUGCUUGACAUCUCUGAGUUCUUCGACGCUGUCGGCCUGGACUUCCAACACGGAUUCGAUCUUUCCCCGUCCACAGGAUUCGCUACAGAGCAUUUUCGUGAAUCCGAACAUAUAAUUUCAUCAGCUCCAAGCACGGGUCGGUAUCAGUCAACUCCUGAAAGUCAAGAACUGGCGUCGAGUGAAUCCUCACGGCUGCAAAGUAUCAAUCCGAUCCCAGAUGCUGAUACCGGUGAAGUGAACGAAUCUCAACGAAGUCAAUUCAUUCAGUAUCUCAACCCAUACGCUGCGGCGCUAGGAUCAUUCAAACUUCCUUCCAGGUUAUCGUUGUCAAGAUACAUUGCUGGUUAUAUUGACGGAUACAACGACCACCAUCCUUUCAUGCAUAUGCCAACCUUCUGCAUGAAGUACUAUCGAGAGUCUCCAGAGCUAGUGUUGGCGCUCCUAGCCGUCGGUGCUCAACUUCGAUAUGAGACACGCAACGCUUCCGCAUUGUACCGAGCUGGAAGGGCAAUAAUCUUGCAUCGACUUGAAUCAGGAGAGUUGGCAACCCAGCCUGGGGGAUUAUGUGGAAUAUCCAGGCCGUCUAACCCUCUUUCCUUGACAGGAGAAGAAGCUUAUUCCUCUGCUGCAGCCUCACGCCUUGACACUAUGAAAGCAAUCUUGUUGUUGGCAACCUAUUCUACCUGGCAAGAGGACCCUUGUCUCGUUCGAGAGUCUCUCGAGUACCCAGGCCUCCUCGCGCGGUGUCUGCGGGAGAGCGGGCUCGUAAACGAUGCCUCUCACAACGACAAUGACCUGGACUGGCAUUCCUGGGCACGAGCCGAGUCAGACCGCAGGGCGAAGCUCGCUGCAUUCUGCUUCUUGAACCUUCAAACACUAGUCUUCAACGUUCCGCCGGUCAUAUUGGCGAAUGAGAUUGAUCUUUGGCUGCCAGUAACUUGUGAUGAAUGGCUGGCGCCUAGCGCUGCACUGUGGCUAGAGGCUCGUAGCAAGAGUCCGGCGCUCGUUCGCUUCCAAGAGGCGUUUGUCAACUUGGUCCAACCUCGCACGAAAGAAUGUCCAGUUCCUUCACCCUUUGGAAAUUUCGUGCUGAUCCACGCGAUCCUACAGCGCCUCAUAGUCGCAAAACAACUCUCAUUGGAUCCUGCAUCCCCGGGGUAUGCACCCGAAGAGGUCGCAAAAUUCGAGUCAUCGCUGCACCGGUGGCGUGACCAGUGGUGCAAGGCUCCCGAGUCCGUUUUAGACGUUAGGCAUACCAAGGGGUCUCUCUCUUGGACAGCGACGUCUUUGCUUGGGUUAGCUCAUGUACGCUUGCAUUUUGCUUCCAGAAGACCGCAAGAGCUUUGUUCCGGAAACCCAAAGACCAUUGCAGGCAACGCUUGGGAUGCUCAGCCGCCAGAACGUGGGCCUCAGCUCGUCUACGCUCUUCUGCAUGCAGUUCACGCAUUGAACAUUCCUGUGCAACUCGGUAUCGAUUACUUGGCCAGCUGCCAGGCGUUCUUCUGGAGCCUGCAACACUGCUUUUGUUCCUUUGAGGCAGCAGUGUUUCUCAGUAAAUGGCUGUAUAUGCUCGCAGAAACGCAGGAUAUGGGAGAGUUAGAUAUAAAUGAACGCCAGAUAAUCAGGUGGAUAGAGUGUGUUGUUAACGAGGCUUUGGCUUCGGUCGAAGCCAUUGACGGUUUCGACCUGAGCACCAUGGAAGACAACACCUCGCACUCUCUGGAAACUCUUGGUAAUCUGGUGAUCAAGUUAUUCGCCAAGAUGUUUGAAAGAUGCAAUAGUGCCUGGCCGAUUAUGAGGACGAUCGGUCAAAGUCUACACGAAUAUGCGAGUCUUCUGGACGAAUAUGGCAAGUCGCCAAGCCAUGAUGAGAGAGGCAUUGAUGUCAGUGUGACAACACGAAGCAAAUAG
Colletotrichum scovillei is the source of this 2122-nucleotide messenger RNA. Its product is annotated as regulatory protein. The coding region runs from base 8 to 2122 and encodes 704 amino acids. Gene Ontology annotation, biological process: DNA-templated transcription; regulation of transcription by RNA polymerase II. Gene Ontology annotation, cellular component: chromatin. The record is from RefSeq and is a predicted model, not a curated record. The transcript is spliced from 3 exons. Gene Ontology annotation, molecular function: DNA-binding transcription factor activity, RNA polymerase II-specific; RNA polymerase II cis-regulatory region sequence-specific DNA binding; zinc ion binding. Lineage: Eukaryota; Fungi; Ascomycota; Sordariomycetes; Glomerellales; Glomerellaceae.